This is a messenger RNA of Ahaetulla prasina, 4129 nucleotides long. It is a transcript of the gene CCNY, whose product is annotated as cyclin Y. The transcript has 10 exons. Bases 539 to 1564 code for a protein of 341 amino acids. Gene Ontology annotation, cellular component: plasma membrane; cytoplasmic cyclin-dependent protein kinase holoenzyme complex. Gene Ontology annotation, biological process: regulation of canonical Wnt signaling pathway; regulation of cyclin-dependent protein serine/threonine kinase activity. Gene Ontology annotation, molecular function: protein kinase binding; cyclin-dependent protein serine/threonine kinase activator activity. The record is from RefSeq and is a predicted model, not a curated record. NCBI's taxonomy places the organism in Eukaryota, Metazoa, Chordata, Lepidosauria, Squamata, Colubridae.
UCUCUGGGUCUGCUGCUGCUCCUCUUCUUCCCCCUUUCCUGCAGGCCACUGGCUGGAAGUCACCGGUCCCGGCCAGCUGAGAAGAUUACAAGCAGCCGGCCAUGGCGCUAAGACUGCACCCUCCUCCUCUCCUUCUUCCUCUUCCUCAACAGCAGCAAGAACAGCUCGCACGACGGCCGAUUUAACCCAGUUUUGCAGCAGUGCAUGUCACUGCCAGUGCAGGAGGUUGCAUGAGCCUCCGGACACGGCGCAGGCAGAGCAGCGGGGCCAGUGGGAACCAGAGCCACUGUACACGCCGCCCCCGCCCCCUCCUCCUCCUCCUCUCCCCCCAGCGGUGGUGCUGGUUCUCCAACCCGUUUAUGGUUUCACACCAUACCAGCCGCUGGUAACUCCCGCCGCUGCUCCUGUCACCGCCACCGCCACCGCCUUCGUUCCCGUCUGGCUUCUCCUCCCCGUCCCGCCUCCUCCGGUCCUGUUCUUCUACCCCGCCUGGGUCCAGCUUCUCUCGCCUGCCUGCCCGGUCGCGGCGGCAGAGAACAUGGGGAACGUGACCUCUUGCUGCGUCUCGUCCAGCCCCAAACUGCGGAGGAAUGCCCAUUCGCGGCUGGAGUCCUACCGGCCCGACACCGAGCUGAGCCGCGAAGACACGGGUUGCAAUCUGCAGCAUAUCAGCGACCGGGAGAAUAUCGACGAUCAAAACAUGGAAUUCAACCCAUCGGACCAUCCACGAGCCAGCACAAUAUUCCUCAGUAAAUCUCAAACUGAUGUGAGAGAAAAACGGAAGAGUCUCUACAUAAACCAUCAUCCUCCUGGUCAAUUGAGAAGGAAAUACAGUUCCUGUUCUACUAUUUUUCUGGAUGACAGUACAGUCAGUCAGCCCAACCUCAAGUAUACAAUUAAAUGUGUAGCUCUUGCAAUAUACUACCAUAUCAAAAACAGGGACGUAGAUGGAACAAUGCUCCUAGAUAUUUUUGAUGAAAAUCUCCACCCCCUUUCGAAAUCCGAAGUGCCACCCGAUUAUGACAAACAUGAACCUGAACAAAAGCAGAUUUAUCGCUUUGUUCGGACGUUGUUCAGUGCUGCUCAGCUAACUGCCGAAUGUGCUAUUGUCACCCUGGUAUAUCUUGAAAGAUUGCUAACUUAUGCAGAGAUAGAUAUUUGUCCAUCAAACUGGAAAAGAAUUGUGCUUGGCGCAAUUCUACUUGCAUCCAAAGUUUGGGAUGACCAAGCUGUGUGGAAUGUGGACUACUGUCAGAUCCUGAAAGAUAUCACAGUUGAAGACAUGAAUGAAUUGGAACGCCAAUUUCUUGAGUUGUUGCAGUUCAACAUCAAUGUUCCCUCAAGUGUUUAUGCUAAGUAUUAUUUUGAUUUGCGCUCCUUAGCAGAAGCAAACAACCUGAGUUUUCCUCUAGAACCUCUCGGCAGGGAAAGAGCAUAUAAACUCGAGGCCAUUUCUCGCUUGUGUGAAGAUAAAUAUAAGGAAUUCAGGAAAUCUGCAAAGAAACGGGCAGUCAGUUCAGACAAUCUGUCUGUAGUUCGAUGGUCUCCUGCGGUUAUCUCCUAACAGUGAAGUCUGUGAUACAAGACUCUAGAAGUACUGUUUCUAUCAUCAACUUUGGGUGGGAGGGUUGGUUUUGGUGAUUUAUUUUUUCUGGGUUUUUUUCUUCUUAUUUUUAGAUCUGCCUUUACAGUGCCUCCCCUUUUGUGUAGCACACAAGAAUAACUAUAGGGACUCGUUAAAAAGAACUUCGAAAGAAAAUUUGUUUUGUUGUUUAUUACGACUCCUCUGUUUUUAAUGGGGAGAAGGCAAAUGCAAAUAUUGAAAAAAUAUUUCUGCAAAAUAUCCUGCUUAGCGAGGAUGAAACCUCAGAAACCAAUACAAGAUCAUUAAAGAGGAGGAGGAAGAAUAAAGGCCCUUAACAGAAAUAACGGCAUGAAAACCAAUGUCACAAAAGAAGGUUGUAAGAAAGACGUUGGACAUAUUUUGAGACCCUCUUCAAUAUCUUCUAGUGGUUUCACAUUCUUUUUUGUUUUUUGAUUGAGUUUGCUUUCUCUUCUGUAACAACCAUGGAGAAGGCAGUGCCUGUGGUAGCACAACAUGAGCCUCUGAUUAGAGAUCCUGUUCCUUUUUCCCCUACACUUUUGAUGUGCUUUUGUUCAUAAGCUGUUUAAUUAGCCUUUUGCCUCUUAAUUCUUAUGGAUAUUGUUGUUUCUUGUGUGCUUUUACUAUAUUUUUGGGGAAACUGAUUGAUUGACAGUGCUGAACCCAAAGUAUAUAAGAUCAGGUGAUUGAUCAUAAUUUUAUUUUCCUCUCUCUUUCUCUCUCUCCUUUUUUAAUUUAUAGCAACCGGUGUCAUGAUGUUGCCCAUGAGGUGCAUUUUCAGUACUGGUGCUUUGUAUUAUAUGUAGUUGCAUGUGCCUUCCUUCCUACCUUUUUUCAGAUGGGUUUAUUUUUUCUUACUGUAAAGACAGAGAUGUUAAAAGGAUUCAGGUGACAGUGAAGCUUGGGCCAACAUUCAGACAUUGCUUUAGAUAGAAUAGUUCUUUUGCAAGAUUUUUUUUUUUAAUUUUUAAACGUUUAGAGAUUAGAUAGAGUCAAGGGAGAGAAAUGCAACGAAAGAGUGAGAGUAAGAAUCUUCUUUUGUAUGGCCCAAAUAGUUGAUUUUCUUCACUUCCUGGUUUAAUGUUGCAAGCAAUAGCCUUGAAAGUUUUUUAUAUGUUUACUUUAAAUGGAAAUCAAUCUGUUUAUAUAUAAAAGAGAAAAAAAAAACUAAAAAAAAGUUUUUUGUUUGAGGAUCCAUAGAAGAAGAAAAAAGAAAAGAAAAGAGAAGAAUUAUAUGUGUAUGUGUUACACAUGCACAUCCAUACAUGCAUAAUACAUGCGGGGGCAUGAGAGUGUGUGUGUAUAAUGAAAACAAGUGUUUUAUCACAGAUUAGAUUUUGGAAUAAAGAUGAGGUGUUUUUUUUCAGUGUAGGUGCUUAUAGGAAUUUAAACGAAAUGCAAACUGUGAAGAAAAUUGUAUUGCUUUGUUGAUUAUUUUUUAAAACUGGUUUUUCAUCCUUCCUAUCUUUUAAUGGGAUAAGCAAAUCAAAUACCGUAUAUCUACGGUACUUGUGCUCUAUACAAAUAAUUGAGUUUGCACAUGUGAGAAAGGUGCCAUACAGAAAACCAAGCAAUCAGCCAAAACCAGCUUCAGUAUCAUGACUUCUGGGAUUCACUUGUCAAGGGAUGUUUUGAUGAUGUUGGUUUUGCUUUUUGUGUAUUGCUUCAGCAAAACAGAGAAAGCAUAUUUCACCAAGAAUUUUCCUUCCUGCAUCUCCUUACUCUCCCUUGCACUUCAUAGCUUCCAGGCAUUUAAUAAAGGAUCUUGUUUAGGCUAAACAUCUAUCACUAUAUUCCAGAAUUAUUUCCAUUAGUUUCGGUAGCAGCACAAGGAGACAAGCAUAUUGAUAUGGAUCCCAUUAAGCCUUAAAACCAUGAUCACAGGUAGUUGUAGGCAACAUAAUACCCGUAUUUUCAUGAAAGAAUACAUUCAUGUGGCUUAAUUUUGGAACGAAGGAACACAUUCCUGCCCUUAAAGGCCUGGAAUCAAGGAGCUUUAAGUUAAGGACUCUUUGCUCUCUUUUUUUUAAAUGGGUUUUUUUAAAAGUGUCUUUUAAUUUCAGGAAAAUAGCAAAGUGAGAGAAAAGAAUUUCCACCUUUAAAUUGAAGUGGACUAGAUCUACAUGGCUAAAAACAAUUGCUUUAUUGAGAUUUUGCAGAACAUUUUUUUUUCAGCAAAAAAAAAUAUUGAGGUGGAUUUAGAGAAAGCAUGACAGAAAGAGAAAAAGUUUGUUUUAUGUAAAGUUUUCAAUGAAUUUAUUCUAAUUUUGUGAAGUUUAUUAAACAACCUUAAAGAUUGUAUAGUCUGUUUAUUGUAUGUAUGUACAUACAGUCUGAUACUUAAGAUUUCAAGUGGAUUCCAUAAAACCUUGCUCAGUCUUGUUUAGACUGUUGGAUAUUGUUUUAGCUUUGUGCACUGGAUUCUACCUCUGUAUAGGAGAAUUUUCCACAUUCUUCAACUAGUACUGAUUCUGUGAUUUAACUUGGUUAUGUUUCUUGCACUACAAAUUAAAAAAAAGGAAAUCU